Molecule: messenger RNA, 726 nt
Organism: [Candida] anglica
Lineage: Eukaryota; Fungi; Ascomycota; Pichiomycetes; Serinales; Debaryomycetaceae
Source: the annotation of a GenBank genome assembly
AUGUCCAAUUACACACCAAUUGAGUCUGACGUGGCGUCCACCACGACAGCACCUCCUUCGUACCGAGAACAGGAGAAUGUUGGUGGUGCCACCACCACCACUACCAAUUCUGCUCCUGUGGUGACCUCUCAAGAUCCAAAUGAUUGGUCUUGGGUCAGGAAAAUUAAGGAAAGUUCCCAUCCAUUGGCUUUGACAGUCUAUAUAAUCCUCAGACUCGGACCAAUCUUCAUGUACCUUUUCGGGACGCUUUUCAUUGGUCUUUUCACAAAGGAUAAUAAGUUUAUUCUUCAUUUCAUUUUCAUUGUGUUGUUGAUAUCAGCCGAUUUCUGGAACCUUAAGAACGUAGCUGGUCGUCUUUUGGUUGGGUUACGAUGGUGGAACGAAACCAAUUUUUCCACAGAGGGUGCCACUGCCGGUGAGGUGGAAAAUGUCUGGGUUUUUGAAACCGCCAACCCUGAUCGUUACAUUAAUCCUAUUGAUUCCAAGAUGUUUUGGCUCCUUCUCUACGUACAGCCUGUUCUCUGGGGAGUGUUGGGAAUCUUGGCGGUGCUCAAGUUCCAGUUCUUGUACUUGGUACUCAUUGUUAUUGCCGUUUCCUUGUCAGCCACAAAUGCAGUAGCAUUCACAAAAUGUGAUAGAUUCAGCAAGGCCAACGGGUUGGCUACAGACUUGUUUUCAAGGGCAACCAGCAACGUGUUUGCCAGGAUAAACCCAUUUUCCCAGUAG